AUGGUCGUAAUUCUCUUCACCCCUGCAGUGCCUGUAAUAACACAUGUUGCCAAUCCUCCUCAACCGGAAUCAAAGAAGCCGAAAAAUGAGCACGCGAGCGAACACGAAGAACAACACGUCUUAUUCCAACCAGGGAAAACAGAAAACGAGCACAAGGGACAUGACGAGGAAAACGGACAUGACGAGCAUGUCACCAAUCCCCCUCAACCAGAGUCAAAGAAGCCGAAAAAUGAGCACGCGAGUGACCACGAAGAACAACACGUCUUAUUCCAACCACGGAAAACGGAAAACGAUAAGCAUGACGAGCACGCGAGUAACAGCAAAAGCAAAGGUGGAUAUUCUGGUAACAUCGGAAUUUUAGUUGACCAGAACAGGAAUAUAAAUGGUAAAAUGAACACUGAGGUGAAUGAGAUACUAGAGAAUAGUGAUAAUGAAAGACAUAAAGAAAGUUCAUCCACCACAUCCAAACAAGUACUUUCGAGUGAUGAUAACAAAGAAACUUCAUCGAUUACAUCUAAACAACUUUCAAGUGAUGAUAACAAAGAAAGUUCAUCGAUUACAUCUAAACAACUUUCAAGUGAUGAUAAUAAAGUGAGGGCAUACAGAAAUGUUGGAUGUUAUAAGGAUGCUCUACCAAGAGCUGUACCCUCGCUUGAAGGUUGGUUUAUUUCUUAUACGAACAAUGCAGUAUGGAAGAGGAAUAUUCUUCCUUAAAUAUUUAAUAUUUCUACCUAUAAAAUUCAUGUUCCUACCUUACGGUGGGGGUGUUAUUCAUUCCAAACAGUUUCAAUACCAUUUCCCCUUAGCAAAUUCCAGGGUUUUUUUAACGGACUGUAUUGCUAAUCAACUUAUCAGAACACACUAAUGAACAAACAUAGAGUGUUGAAUGGAAUGAUAUAUCAAUAUGGAAUGUUAUAUGGAAUGUUGUGACAAGGAAGCCUUGUCAGGAGGUAACUAUAGAAACAAACUUAUAUUAUGAUAUUUGUUGUGUUGGUGUAGUGUACUCAGGUGAAUAAGAUGCUUGUGAUGUUACUCUGAGUGUGUAUCCACACCGGGCAGGCUUGAAAAAUAUGCCUGGCCACGGUGGGAAUCGAACCUACGACCUUUGGAAUGCUAGCCCAAUGCUCUGCCAACUGAGCUACGCGGUCAGGUCGGUUCGAGAUGCGAUAUUUCGGAACUGAGUCUAGUUCCUUCGAUAUCAGUAUAAUCUAAUAAUCAUGAUAUUUGUUGUGUUGGUGUAGUGUACUCAGGUGAAUAAGAUGCUUGUGAUGUUACUCUGAGUGUGUAUCCACACCGGGCAGGCUUGAAAAAUAUGCCUCAGUUGGCAGAGCAUUGGGCUAGCAUUCCAAAGGUCGUAGGUUCGAUUCCCACCGUGGCCAGGCAUAUUUUUCAAGCCUGCCCGGUGUGGAUACACACUCAGAGUAACAUCACAAUCAUCAAACUUAUAUUAUGUUUGUUUUAGGUUCUGAUCCCAUCUUGAAUGGCUAUUACAAAAACAGACACGAUGCUGUCGAGAAAUGCGCCCAUGUGGCAAAAUCACGUGGUUAUCAACUGUUUACAAUUCAAAAUGGCGGCUUCUGUUCAUCUGGUCCAAUGGCACACAGGACGUUUCAGGUAUAUGGGCCAGCGAGCAAAUGUAAAGGAGGUUUAGGUGGCAAAUGGGCAAGUGAUGUGUAUAUAUUUAAUGGUAAGUCAUACCAACCCAUGUUGUCGUCGUUCUGGUACAUUGAUUCAAAUACACUCUAUUACGGGCAUCUCUCGUCUUAGCUCUAGCACCCGUUUCACAAUAUCUCUCUACCUCAUCCUCUCUUUCUCUCGACAGUUCAUUGUCUUUCUAUUGAAUGUCUCCAUGCUACCUUAACUGGAUCUUUCUCUACUCACUAUCCAAGGCAUUCUCGUCUCUUAGGUUUAAUACCCUCAGGUCUCUUCACAAUAUCUCUUCAUCUCAUCAGAGGUCUCCCAACAGUUCAUCGUCUUUCUAUUGAAUGUCUCCAUGCUACCUUGACUGGAUCUUUCUCUACACUCUAUCCUGGACAUUCUCGUCUCUUAGGUUUAGUACGCUCAGGUCUCUUCACAAUAUCUCCCCAUCUCAUCAGAGGUCUCUCAACAGUUCAUCGUCCUUCUAUUGAAUGUCUCCAUGCUACCUUGACUGGAUCAUUCUCUGGAUCUUUCUCUACUCACUAUCCAAGGCAUCCUCGUCUCUUAGGUUUAGUACCCUCAGGUCUCUUCACAAUAUCUUUCCAUCUCAUCCUCUUUCUCUCGACAGUUCAUCGUCUUUCUAUUGAAUGUCUCCAUGCUACAUUGACUGGAUCUUUCUCUACACUCUAUCCUGGACAUCCUCGUCUCUUAGGUUUAGUACCAUAAGGUCUCUUCACAAUAUCUCUCCAUCUCAUCAGAGGUCUCUCAACAGUUCAUCGUCCUUCUAUUGAAUGUUUCCAUGCUACCUUGACUGGAUCUUUCUCUGCACUCUAUCCUGGACAUCCUCGUCUCUUAGGUUUAGUACGCUCAGGUCUCUUCACAAUAUCUCUCCAUCUCAUCCUCUUUCUCUCGACAGUUCAUUGUCUUUCUAUUGAAUGUCUCCAUGCUACCUUGACUGGAUCUUUCUCUACUCACUAUCCAAGGCGUCCUCGUCUCUUAGGUUUAGUACCCUCAGGUCUCUUCACAAUAUCUUUCCAUCUCAUCCUCUUUCUCUCGACAGUUCAUCGUCUUUCUAUUGAAUGUCUCCAUGCUACAUUGACUGGAUCUUUCUCUACACUCUAUCCUGGACAUCCUCGUCUCUUAGGUUUAGUACCAUAAGGUCUCUUCACAAUAUCUCUCCAUCUCAUCAGAGGUCUCUCAACAGUUCAUCGUCCUUCUAUUGAAUGUUUCCAUGCUACCUUGACUGGAUCUUUCUCUGCACUCUAUCCUGGACAUCCUCGUCUCUUAGGUUUAGUACGCUCAGGUCUCUUCACAAUAUCUCUCCAUCUCAUCCUCUUUCUCUCGACAGUUCAUUGUCUUUCUAUUGAAUGUCUCCAUGCUACCUUGACUGGAUCUUUCUCUACUCACUAUCCAAGGCGUCCUCGUCUCUUAGGUUUAGUACCCUCAGGUCUCUUCACAAUAUCUUUCCAUCUCAUCCUCUUUCUCUCGACAGUUCAUCGUCUUUCUAUUGAAUGUCUCCAUGCUACAUUGACUGGAUCUUUCUCUACACUCUAUUCUGGACUUCCUCGUCUCUUGGGUUUAAUACCCUCAGGUCUCUUCACAAUAUCUCUCCAUCUCAUCAGAGGUCUCUCAACAGUUCAUCGUCCUUCUAUUGAAUGUCUCCAUGCUACCUUGACUGGAUCUUUCUCUACACUCUAUCCUGGACAUCCUCGUCUCUUAGGUUUAGUACGCUCAGGUCUCUUCACGAUAUCUCCCCAUCUCAUCAGAGGUCUCUCAACAGUUCAUCGUCCUUCUAUUGAAUGUCUCCAUGCUACCUUGACUGGAUCUUUCUCUGGAUCUUUCUCUACUCACUAUCCAAGGCAUCCUCGUCUCUUAGGUUAGUACGCUCAGGUCUCUUCACAAUAUCUCCUCAUCUCAUCAGAGGUCUCUCAACAGUUCAUUGGUCUUCUAUUGAAUGUCUCCAUGCUACCUUGACUGGAUCUUUCUCUACUCACUAUCCAAGGCAUCCUCGUCUCUUAGGUUUAGUACGCUCAGGUCUCUUCACAAUAUCUCCCCAUCUCAUCAGAGGUCUCUCAACAGUUCAUCGUCCUUCUAUUGACUGUUUCCAUGCUACCUUGACUGGAUCUUUCUCUACACUUUAUCCUGGACAUCCUCGUCUCUUAUGUUUACUGCGCUCUCGUCUCUUAAUUCAACUGGGUGUCUAACAUUUCUUUACAGUAUAUGCAUACGAACUAACGGUUCAUACUGGAAUUGAACAGAAGAGUUCAACAGAUGCGAAGAUUUCGGUAGCACUUUAUGGUGUGAUGGGAUCAUCACGACACAUCCCUCUGAGGUCACAUGCAUCCGCAAUCAUCAAUGACCCAUUUCAAAGUGGACAGUAAGUUAAGAAGAUAUAUAAUAAAUUGAACAAAAAAUGGAAGAGAUUUGAUCAUAAAAACUAAACUAAGAUGAUUUAAGGCAAGUAAGGACCCACUUAAGAUCAGCUGUUAUCACAGGAGGAAAAUAACUUUAUUUAUGCUGGAUAACUUCUUUAUGCUGAAUCAGUUCUAAACUGUUCUCCAAUCACCCCAUCUGUCUGUGUGAUGUAGACUUGCUACAAGUCGAGUCGAGUUGCAUUAUAACGAGUAAAAUGUGUGAGCAAAUAAAACGAGUGAUGCUUUAUUUAUCGCAGGGGUCGGUUGUUCAAAAGUCGGUUACCGGUAUCUUAAUCCUAGGUUAAUAAUAAUAAUAUUUAACCAGAAAGCUCUCAUUACUUGACGUGGUUUUCAGAGAGGUCCUGCAAAUUCUUCAAUGCAACUUCCAACAGCUUGUUUAUAAACAUGGAAAUGUUUUUUUCUCGAAAUCUUGUCUGGAUCAAUAGGAGUUAGGGACCGGUCAUUAUUUAUGGUGGGGGGUGGCACCGAAGAGAAAUGUUUUUCCUGCUAAAAAUUUUGCUGACCCAACCAUUAAAAAGCAAAAAAUUUGAUUACCCAACCUCAAAUAUCAAUUAAAAAAUAAAUACCCACCCCUGGCUAAAACCUUUACAAAAGAAUACCAUUCAGUUGUCACACAUGUCCUCUACCACUUCUGUGACACAAGUUUGAUAACUAAACUUUCAUGUUAUAUGUACAUGUACUUUCUUUGGAGACACCAUUUGUCUCCCAACAAAUCGGAAAAUGAUCAAGAUAGUGACUCUGAUUGAUUCACAUAUUGUAUUGACAUAUGACUGUUGUUGCUUUUCAGUCUCCAAUAUUUAAGUAAUCGUGCUUUGGAAAUGACAAUAACUUUUAAUUACCCAACCCUUGAGUUGUUUUGUUUUUCAUUUACCCAACCUUUUAGUUACUCAAAAUUUAGUUUACCCAACCCUUUUCUCUUCGGUGCAACCCCCCGCCAUAAAUAAUGACCGGUCCCUUAUAUUUUCUAAAGUUUUGAAAUUAACAGACAUGCAGAAAUACAUGCACCAAACAGCAGGUGAACAACCGGCUUCAGUACAGUGCAGUGUUACUACAAGGGAAAAUAUAAACUAACUUUAUUUAUGUUGGAUGGCACUUACUGCUCAAAUGGCUAAAGUUGGUUGCAUAAUAUUUUUAUAACAGGGUAGAUAAAUUUAUGGCGCAUACAGUUCCACUUGGAGACUUGACACGACUACAUGUCUGCCUAGAUAAUACUGGCCCAUCACCAGAAUGGUAUUUAGAAAAGGUAUUCUGUAAUGUUCAAUAGUUUUGCUCUAAUUUGUGCAGCAUACAAAGUGAUAAUAAAGCUCAAAUUUUCACAUUAUAGAUAUCCAUUAAAGAUCCGAGAAAUAAGAUUUUUAUAUUCCCAUGCAACUGCUGGUUAAAAGGAGGCAAGAAGGGAAGCAUAUCUGAAAGAAAUUUAUUACCAGGUACGAAUCUCACUCUGACAUAUCUACCAAUAAAGAGGGAAUAGUCACCAUAAUACUUUCAACAACCACAUGCUGUGUUCGUUGUUCAAGAUUUUAUUUAACAAGAUUUGCUACAUAUACAAUCGUAACAACGUACAAGUUGUAACAAACCUGCAAGCCUGUAGCGAACACAUCUUGUUGACAAGUUGCGAGAUUUUUACCUUUGCACAACAGACAUACAAAAACGCACAAGUUGUAACAAACUUGCAGCAGACUUGUUAUCUCGACAUGUUUACAUAUAACCAUGAUAUUUAACUAAAGCAUUUUGAGUAUUUUCUUGUGAGCUCACAAAAAAUUAAAGGGCGGUGCUGGACUUCUCUAGGGGGUGUUAGACACCACUAGGUGGGGUGCGUAACCCCCCUGUAGAUCUGCCCCUGGGUAAUUGGUUCCUCAUAGGGUUAAAGAUAUUUACGCUGACAUAUUUUUCUUCAUAUUAGCUGUAGUUAUAAGCGCAAAAUCAUUCAAAUAUAUCGGAUGCUUCAAACAUCCUAAAACCAACAACAUAGCGACUCAAGAUUACAAGAUCCUGGAUGGCCAUCCCUCUACAGUCACGCUAUCCAACAAAAGUACGAAAUCCAAGAAUAAAGAUUACGUCAUUGAGAUGUGUGCACAGGGCACCUACGCCAGAGGUUACAUGUUCUUUGGGAUUCAUAAUGGAGAGCAAUGUUUGAGCAGUAGUGUAUUUCAAGACUCGUAUGGUAGAUAUGGCAAAGCGUAUGACUGUCUCACUACUGGUCGGGGAGGAAUGGAAUCUAUGGCUGUGUACACUUUUACUGAUAGAGGUAAUUUUUUAAUUUUUGCUUAGCGCUGAUGAAUAACCGAACUACAUAUUAAUAACUACAUAUUAUAAAACUCAUUAAUAAUUCAUGAAGAAAAUACAAAAGAAAUGAAUGUUUAAUCAAUGUUUGUAAAUCGCUUCAAAACCUCAUUAAUAAUUCAUGAAGCAAUUAUCCAAUCUUGAGUAAGAAAUUAGUCACGUGCAUACGUCUUUAUACCAGCUAAGGAACACUUUAACAAAAGACCAUUGUUAUGCAAACUAUAUAAAGAUUUUUAUAUAAAGAUUUUUAUAUAAAGAUUUGACUUAUUAUGCAAACGUUUUUGAAGCCAUUUAAAAAACUCGCAGGUCGUGUUUUAUUAGGUCUAAAGCCACUCACGCUGCGCGCUCGUGGCUUUAAACCUAAUAAAACACUCCUGCUCGUUUUUUAAAUAGUACAUAAAGAUUUGUCCUGAUUUACAUAAACUUCAGCUUUGAUUUUCUCGGCUUAGACAAUGUUUAUUUUUAAAGUUACUUCGCCAAUGAACUCAUAAGAUGGGUCGUUUUAUCGGCCAGAGUUUCUAUAACAGAUAAAGAUCGGAUGCGAAUGUUUUAUCUAGUACUUAAGAGGAGAAUCGUUUGUAUAUGUUACGUAACACGAGCUCAAAACUAAUGAAUAUACUUUUCCACUUGUUUAUGACUAUAUUCAAAUAUUUUAAUGUUUGAUACGUUUCUCAAGCGGCGUUUCUCUACCUACAUUCAACAUUCCAGACCAUUAAUUUAUUUCUUAUAUACACCCUUUUUGAAUUCUAGAACCGCUACCCGUACGAACGACUGGUAGCUACAAUGCAAAAUACUUAGAUAUGGUAGACGCAGACAAAAUUGUACAAGAACAUUAG
This is a messenger RNA of Paramuricea clavata, 7192 nucleotides long. The record is from the annotation of a GenBank genome assembly. NCBI's taxonomy places the organism in Eukaryota, Metazoa, Cnidaria, Anthozoa, Malacalcyonacea, Plexauridae.